Paramecium pentaurelia is the source of this 1963-nucleotide messenger RNA. NCBI's taxonomy places the organism in Eukaryota, Ciliophora, Oligohymenophorea, Peniculida, Parameciidae. The record is from the annotation of a GenBank genome assembly.
AUGUUUAAUAACUAUAAAGUAAAUUUAGAAAGACAUUGCGGAUUAUCUAAAUUUCUGAGUGCUCUUAAUGAACAAUAAUAUAAUGAAUUAAUCUCAGUUAUUUCAGAUAUUGAAAAUCUUCUUAAUAAUAAUAUGGAAGAAAAGGAGAAGUUAUUAAAUGUGGUAAAUAAUAUACAAAUUCAAACUUAAAAUAGUUUAGAAAAUGAAUUGCAAAAGUAAAUAGAAUGUCUAACUUAGAAAUGCAGAAUUAAAUAAAUAAAUUACACAACAAAAGAAUAUCAUAUCUAAAUAGAUUGAAGAAAUUGCUUAACUUAAUUAAUUUGUAGUUUAAAGAAAAAAAGAGAGAAGAAGUCUUUAUUCAUCUCCACUAUAAACAUCGAAUAAAUUAAUUAAUUAAUAAAAUAUAAUACCUGUAACUCCAGCUGAUUAUUAUCAAAAAUUAUUUGAAGAAGAAUGUAAGAAGGAAGAGUCUAUAAUGAAAUUAUGGAAAAAACUAUAAUAAAAAUGUUUAGAAAAAUAAAAGUCUCUAUUAGAAACAGUAGAUUAUUAUCUUAAAGAUUAAUGUACUAAAUAUGAGGACAAUUUAAACUUGCAGAAUGAUAUAAUCAAUAAAUUAGAAGAUCAACUAAAUAAAUACAAAGUGGCUCUAAAAUUGAUAUUCUAGUAAAACUACAAAAAACCAAUUUCUGAGUUGAUAGCUGUUGUGUAAUCCUUAAAUCAAGAAAACGAGAUACAAGAAUUUGAUUAUGAAUAAUUGAUUGAAACUCUUAUAGAUUUUAGUAAUAAGAGAGACUAAUUAUAUUAAUUAUAACAAAAAGAAACUGAAGUAGUUUUAUUAAAAAAUCAAGCUACUACUAAUGAAGAGUAGACUAAAAUGAAUGAAUAAUAUUAAAAAUUAUUAGAAGAAUACAAAAUUAUAGAUGAUCAAAGAAAAGAAUUAUUAAAUUUGAGUUAAUAAAUGAAUGAUAAAAUCACACUUUAAUCAAAUCAAAUUAAUUCAAUGAAUGAAUAAAUUACUUAAUUAACUUCUUUAUUUGCAAAAUCUUUAUAAGAUUUGGAAACUGUUUAAGAGGAAAAUGAAUCUUUAAAGAAAUGUUAAUCAAAUUAUACAACUAGAACAAGUGAAGUUCAUAGUAGAUUCUCUGUUGGAUUAGAUGAUAAAUUAAUUAAAUGUUUUAAUUCAGUAUGUAGUAAUUAUAAUUCACAAUCAACAAGAAAUAAUAAAAGUAAGAAUAAGAGCAUGCUUAGUUAAUUAAGUAAAUCUUCUUAUGGUGAUACUGAAGAAUUAUGUAAUAUAUUGGAUUCAGUUUUAAAUAAGGGAUUCUCAUAGAAAUUAAUUGAAUCUAUAACUCAACUAAGUAAUUCUGGAUUACGUAAAAGGAUUAAAGAUCUUUUAUUUACUAUCUAUAAUAACAAUAAUGAAAUGGAUGCUUUUUUUAGUUCCAUCAGUAAUUUAAUUAAAGAUGUAGGAAUUUCAUUUCAGGAUUUCGAAAUAAUUAAUGAAGGAUAUUUAAGUAGUACUUGUAAAUUGGAACGAAAUACUAAAUAAUAUUGUGAAUUGCUUGUUCAUUUAAUUGAUAAAAAUAAUAAAUAGUAAUCAACUAAGAAUGGGGCACAAUAGAUUGGACUGUUAUCGAAAGUUCUCCUAUAAUUAUGUUAAGGGAAUGAUGACACAAUAAUAGAUCAUAUUGAUAAACAUAUUUAAAUCUCAAAAUAAUUAAAAGAUAAGAAAAAUAAGUAAUUUAGAGAUCUUUAAUUCAGUGCAUGUAAGAUGAUUAUGGAUAUUUUUAAAAAGUGGAAACAUAAUUAUAUUCAUAUUACAACUAUUUUAUAUAGUAUCCAAAGAGGUUUACAACAGGAUUAAGAAAUACAUAUCCAAUCCUAUCUUAAUGAACUUAUCAAGAGUGACCUGGGCAAGAGUAUAUAAAAAGAAUUGAAUAAAUUAUUUUAAUUACUUAUUUGA